Messenger RNA from Eleginops maclovinus (Patagonian blennie), 4746 nucleotides. It is a transcript of the gene pomgnt1, whose product is annotated as protein O-linked mannose N-acetylglucosaminyltransferase 1 (beta 1,2-). NCBI's taxonomy places the organism in Eukaryota, Metazoa, Chordata, Actinopteri, Perciformes, Eleginopidae. The transcript is spliced from 22 exons. The coding region runs from base 291 to 2252 and encodes 653 amino acids. Gene Ontology annotation, biological process: protein O-linked glycosylation via N-acetylgalactosamine. Gene Ontology annotation, cellular component: Golgi membrane. Gene Ontology annotation, molecular function: beta-1,3-galactosyl-O-glycosyl-glycoprotein beta-1,3-N-acetylglucosaminyltransferase activity. The record is from RefSeq and is a predicted model, not a curated record.
AGGCGAAGAAGAAGAAGAAGAAGAAGAUGAAGCAUGCUGACGUAGUUUGCUCUGCGACACCGUUAUCUUAAUACAUCCCUGUUAGCAUGUAGCAGCUGUUCAAGCGACUUUUCUGCAUUGUGUGGCCAUUCACAAUAUUUAAACAAUAAUGCGAGGUUUACCGACGACCCAAUGAUGAUGUGACAUCCAGCCUCGUCUCAGUCGGUGGUGUUGUGGAGCAGUGCAUGUCCUGACCGCAGGAGGUGGAGCAGGGCAGGUGGAGGGUCUGAGCUCUGUUGUCGGUGCCCGGGAUGGAGACCUGGACCCCCAAUCCCCGAGCCAAGCCUUUCAUCCCCCGCCAACAAAGAAGCUUGUACCUCACCUGGAAAUACAAACUGACCAACAAGAGGGCGGUUCGUCGGUUCUGUCAGGCUGGUGCUGUGCUGUUUCUGCUGAUUACUGUCAUAGUCAACAUUAAACUCAUCUUGGACACCAGACGAGUCGCCAAUGAAGACGCAGCAGCUCAAGAAUAUGAGGACAUUAUUCCCAACAUGGAGACGCCACGGAGGCCGGCUAAUGGACGCAAAGUUCUGGACAUUGAAGUGUACUCCAGCCGCUCCAAGGUCUACGUGGCAGUGGAUGGCACCACAGUGUUGGAGGAUGAUAUGCGGGAGCAGGGCAGAGGCAUCCAUGUGAUAGUUCUCAACCAGGCAACUGGUCAUGUGAUGGCCAAGAGGAUAUUCGACACCUACUCCCCCCACGAGGAUGAUGCCAUGAUCCUCUUCCUCAACAUGGUGACACGGGGCCGAGUCCUCAUCUUCACCAUAAAGGAUGAAGGCACGUUCCACCUGAAGGAUGCUGCUAAGAACCUGCUAAAGACUCUGGGCAGCCAGGUGUCCCUCAACCUCAGCUGGAGGGACAUGUGGACACUGGUGGUGAAGAAAGGAGGUCAGGUGUAUGGAGAGAAGCACUCAAAGUCUCCAGCUCUGUCCACCUGGGGGGACCCGGUGCUGCUGAAGACUGAGGUGCAGCUCACCGCCUCUGAAGAGGCAGAGUGCCACUGGGCAGACACGGAGCUGAACAGGAGGAGGAAGCUGUUCUGCAGCAAGGUGGAAGGAUACGGCAGCAUCUGCAGCUGCAAAGACCCGGCGCCCAUCGAGUUCAACCCUGACCCUCUGCCCAAUAAUAACGUCUUCAGUGUCCCGGUGGCCGUAAUAGCAGGGAACAGACCAAACUACCUCUACAGGAUGCUGAGGUCGCUCCUUUCGGCUCACGGCGUCAACCCGCAGAUGAUAACCGUCUUCAUCGAUGGAUAUUAUGAGGAGCCUAUGGAUGUGGUAGAGCUGUUUGGACUGAAGGGAGUUCAGCACACGCCCAUCAGCAUCAAGAAUGCCAGAGUGUCCCAGCACUACAAGGCGAGUCUCACUGCAACCUUCAACCUUCACCCUGAAGCCAACUAUGCCAUCGUCAUAGAAGAAGACCUGGAUCUCUCCAUCGACUUCUUCAGUUUUCUGAGUCAGACGGUCCACCUGCUGGAUGAGGAUGACAGUCUGUACUGCAUCUCAGCUUGGAAUGACCAGGGCUAUGAACACACAGCAGAGGACCCCGCUCUGCUCUACAGAGUGGAGAGCAUGCCCGGCCUAGGCUGGGUGCUGAAGAAGAGCCUCUACAAGGACGAGCUGGAGCCAAAGUGGCCGACCCCUGAGAAGCUGUGGGACUGGGACAUGUGGAUGCGAAUGCCUGAGCAGAGGAAAGGCAGAGAGUGCGUCAUCCCCGAUGUGUCCCGCUCGUACCAUUUUGGAAUCAUCGGCCUCAACAUGAACGGAUAUUUCCAUGAGGUGUAUUUCAAGAAACACAAGUUCAACACUGUUCCCAACGUGCAGCUGAAGAAUGUCUACAGCUUGAAGAAGGAUGCGUAUGAAGUGGAGAUCCUGAACCUGCUGAAGGAAGCAGAGGUGCUGGACCACAGCAAGAACCCGUGUGAAGAUUCGUUCCUUCCAGACACAGAGGGGAAAACCUACGUCAUGUUCAUUAAGAUGGAGACCGAGACGGACACCUCCACCUGGACGGAGCUCGCCAAGUGCCUCCAUGUUUGGGACCUGGAUGUACGGGGAUACCACAGCGGCCUGUGGCGACUCUUCAGGAAAAGAAAUCAUGUCCUGGUGGUGGCCGUGCCAAUCUCCCCGUACUCUGUGAAGAAACCAGCCAGUGUCACUCCCAUUCAGUUAGAGCCUCCGCCCAAAGAAGAGGGAGCCGUGGUGGAUCAGAUGUAGCCCCGACGUUACGCUCUCUGUCGCACACAUUGCACACUACAACCAGCCCAGGCCUUAACGACAACAACAACCACUAAAAAUCCAGCCUGGGACCCACAAACGUUCAGACUUCUCCUAGAUUGUGUCUACGAGUGGACACCAGGGAAAUGGAAUCCUAUUUUUCGAGGGGUUAACACUACAAACUGCACUACUACAUCCGUCCAGCAGGUUGAGGAGGAGCGUUGUUUAAAAAAAACAGGUUUUGGUGACUGAACAACUGAGACGGUAUAUGACUGUCAACAGCUGUCUCUUUCUGUUGCCGUGACAACUGUGACGGCUCCACGGUCUGUUAAAUUUCAUUUCAAGCUGUGACUUUUUCAGCGACAACGGUACAAAUGACACAAAUCAAACACUCACCAGAUUUCGGAGGUUGUUGUGUUUUUUUAACUACUGAGUGUUCAUUUUGUACGUUUUAACUUAUCUCUAUUUAUUUUACAUCUAUCAAUCAAACAAGGAGUUUAGGUGGUUGUUUGCUAUUUUAUUUUUAAAUAUCCACUUUUAUCAAGAACAGUGCAUUUUUUUAAAAGCCUAACGUUUACAGGAAAGGACAUAAUAAUGUAUAUACAUGCCUAUAUAUAUUUUUUAACGAAAAUGAAAAGGGUCAGCCUAUUUUUAAGCGUUAGAUAUUGAGUUUGAGUGAAAGAAUUCAUAACAGACCUGUGGGUUUCAACUAUUAUUCACUGCUCGGGUCAGCCUCUGAUCAGGUUCCAUGAGGGAAACUCUAUGGUGGCUGACAAGGGACUAAAUUAAGAACAUAUUCACUUAUACAGCAACAUGACUAAUCUGAUUCUGCCACAGUAAUUGCUAAUUAAACAUCUUUAAUCAAAUAGUUCCUGAUUUAAAAAAAAAAGUUAUAUUACAUGCGUUAACUACAUUGAAACAAAUAAACAGUGACUUGCAUUAACUGUAUUAUGUCAACAGGUUCCACAUACUUAUAUUAGGUAAGUUGUAAGCAAUCGUAUUAAGUUGAACAUAUUGUUAUUUUUAGUCAAACUUAAUAGUAUUGCUUUCAACUUACCUAAUAUAAUUGUGUUAUCAGUUUACAUAAUAUAUUUAUUUAAGUCAACGUUUAAAACUAGCUAUGGUUUCGCAGAACACAAAUACAUUUGUUUUCAUUUGUAAUUGAGAAAUUAAACAGGAAAAGUAUAGUUUUGGGGGAGUAAUAGGUAUUGAAAGUCAACCCUAGCAUUCAACACUUUCAAAAGAUACCCAUUCCCAUCAUUUACACGACAAAGAUAAUUCAUAACUUCAAAAGAAAAAUCAUAAAAGUCCAAGGCAAAGUUUUAGUGCUUCAUUAUUUUGCUUAAAAAAAUGCUACUUUUAUUUAUUUUUUAAUGAAAAGAAAUAAACAUGUCAAGGCAGUGUAUAUCCCAUAGUGUUGCUGGCUAACUGCAGUAUUUAUUUUUCACAAAAGAGCUAGUUCUCUGUUUUGGCCUCUGUCAGCCACCGUAGGGUCAGAACAGAACGUUGGGACUUUAAACAGUUAUACAAUUUUUAUGUAAAUGCAAUGCAGAAAGCUAACUACAGGUAACUGACUGCUUCCACUGCUGAACUAUUUAAGAGCCACAGAACAGACAGAUGUUUGAAGUGUCUUUGUGUGUUUUAUGAAUGAAAACGUCUGCUGUCAUCGAAGCAAAUAGCAGCAGAGGGAACUCAUCUUUUUACAGCUGACAAAGGGACUUUGUUAUUUGCCUUAUUGUCAGUUUUCUGUGGUUAAGAAAUUGGGAGGUUCUGAAACAUAAACGUCCAUAUCAACAACUACAGUGAUACUCCAAUAUAUGACUUUAACAUCUUUAAACAUGAAAUAAGAACGAUCAUGGUUGCUGCUAUUGUAUUAGGUACAAAUAUCUGAAUUGAUCUAAAUUAUAUCUGUGACCCUCACAGCUGUGUCCUUACCAUUUCAAGUGUUUGUGUUCCUUUUUUAUCAUCACAUACUUCAUUUAGCUUUUUAUUUUAAUUUCCAGCUGAUGUAACUACGGACUAAAUGAAUGAGUGUGUGAAUCCAGUUUCAAUGUAUCGAGCGGAGUAUUUCGCAGAGUGGUUUGAUUUUAAUAUUUGUAUUUGUGUGUCCAGCGAACAACAUAUUAACUCUCUGGCGGAUAAAACCACUGACUCAGCAGUAUUGCAGCCCGUGUCGUGACUGAAUGAAUCUCCGUUUGUGUCCUGGAAAUGUCAUUAAGGUUUAUAAGACGUUGCAGAGGUAGAAUCUGCCUACUUUAUAAGCUUGUUUUGCAUUUUUGUCUUUUCAUUUCAAUUUCUCUUUUUGUGGUACGUGUGCUUCUUAUUGUUUAGUUGAGAAACUACAUCAUUUUCUCCUCAACAAUACGCUUGAUUUUGUGUUCAUCAUUUGGAAAAUUCUGCAAGGUAUGUUUGAUGGGUUUCUGGUGCAGUUUGACAUAUGUUUGAGUUCCUUUAUCUUUUAUCAUGAUAAACGAAUAAAGAUGUUUUUUACUGA